This is a messenger RNA of Bradysia coprophila, 3010 nucleotides long. Its product is annotated as protein Aster-B-like. Gene Ontology annotation, biological process: intracellular sterol transport. Lineage: Eukaryota; Metazoa; Arthropoda; Insecta; Diptera; Sciaridae. Gene Ontology annotation, cellular component: endoplasmic reticulum membrane; endoplasmic reticulum-plasma membrane contact site; plasma membrane. The record is from RefSeq and is a predicted model, not a curated record. Gene Ontology annotation, molecular function: sterol binding; sterol transfer activity.
UCUCAUUAUUGUCGUGAAAAGUGUCAAAGUCACAAUUUCAUUUUGACAAAAGUGAAUUUCAAUUUUUGCUUGAAAGGCUGGAUUAGCUGGUCGAAGAAAUUAGUCUCACAUCGAUAAUUAAGAUGCUGUCUCCGGUCUUUGAGCACAAAAUUAGCAAUAAAAUUCUGAUCUGAUACAUUGUGGUUUGAAUGGGUCAUGAGCUUUGGACAAAAUAAACAAAAGAAUUCCUCAAUGAAUAGUAAAGAAGAAUUAAAUGAUAAAGAUGCAUGUGAUGAACCGGACCUUGAGCAACUCGAUAAUGAGUUAGUCCUGAAAAAAUCUGUUGAGGACAUACUAAGUGUAUCUCAAGAAGCUAUCGGUAACAGUAUAAGCCAAGCAUUGUCAUUCACAAGUGGAACCGUUCUACAAUCAUCGCCCAUUCCAUUGCGUCGAUCGCCAAGUCCAUCGGAGAGUCCACAAAACAGUCCGAGACAGUCGUAUGCGAAACGAGAACAUACAAAAUACGAUACACAUUUGUCGGUCAAUUACAACAUUAUAAAUGAUACAACCGAGGAUUCAAUUAGCAAAUCGAGUGAUAGUUCAAAUUUAGCGAGUAACAAUGACCUGUCGAAGGCAUCACAAAAUGAUUCAACGAAUGAACGGCCCAAAAGUGUGUCAAAAGUAUCAGAACGAGCAAAGAAGAAAUCAUGGUACAAUGUGCUCUAUCCGUCUUACAAGUCAAGGUCCGAGGAUUUCAAGAAACUGUUCAAAGAUGUGCCAGACGAUGAACGUUUAGUUGUUGAUUAUUCUUGUGCCGUACAGCGCGACAUUCUCGUACAUGGACGACUGUAUGUGUCCCAACGAUACAUGUGCUUCUAUGCGAACAUAUUCCGUUGGGAAACAUGUCUGAGCAUUAAAUGGAAAGACGUGACGGCGAUUACCAAAGAGAAAACGGCCAGAGUCAUACCGAAUGCGAUACUGAUUUGCACAACGAAUGAAAAGUAUUUUAUCACAUCGUUUGCGUCGCGUGACAAAGCCUAUCUAAUGUUGUUUCGUGUGUGGCAAAACGCUCUAAUGGAUAAGCCGAUGCAACCGCAAGAAAUGUGGCAAUGGGUUCACAACUGUUACGGUGACGAACUCGGAUUGACUAGUGACGAUGAAGACUACAUCGAUCCAUACGAAAAUCGAGAUGAUGAAAUCGCCCAGACGGGCCAAUCCAAGAUUACAGACAGCGUUUCCGAGGAUCAGUCGGAACCGCAUUCGGACAGUGUUGUUUCGUCGGUGCCUGAUCUGCGUGCCUCGAUGGACAACCCAAAGUACGAUUCGAAAGUGAACCAUCGUAAAAUCCUCAACAAAUCUUCCCGCAACAUAAUACCACCGAUAUCUGAGCACCAAGUGCCCACGGAUAUGUCCGAUUCCAGUGACUCGGAGAACGGACAAAAUAUUCCAUUCAUCAGCACCGCCGAAUGCAAUUCCAUGCACGAAGGUCGCCAAUUGGUGCACACCAUUCUGCCGAUCAACGUGGACACGUUAAUGUCGUUGCUGUUUUCAAAGUCGAAAUUUUUGGUCGAUUUUCACAACAAUCGCAAGACAACGGACAUGGUUCAUCGCGACUGGGAAUUGAAUGAGGACGGUCUCAAGACCAGAACUGUUAAUUUAACCGUUGCGCUGCAUCAGGCGGUCGGCCCGAAGUGUUCCCAUGUGACCGAAUCGCAACUGAUGCGCGAAUGUAGUGAGCCGGGUCAACUGUAUUCCAUAGACAUUACGUCCACAAAUGCGGGUAUUCCGUAUGCGGACAGUUUUUACGUUUUUAUGCACUACUGUCUUGUGAGGACAGUUGAUGAUCACACGAUGUUUUCGGUGCAUGCACAAGUUAAGUAUAAGAAAUCCGUUUGGGGUGUGGUCAAAGGAUUUAUCGAGAAGAAUACGUGGGCUGGAUUAGAAGAUUUUUACACAGCUCUAUUGAGAGCGUUACAAAGUGAAUAUUGCAUUCCGCCAGCCAAAGCGAAAGGUCGUCGUCCACGACGAGGCAUAGUUUCACUGCAACGACCGCCAGAGGAGCCGAACAGUCAAAAGCAACCGCAAACGCCUCGGUUAACCCGAUCGCAGCCAUUAGUUACUAAGCGACAGCAUGUGCCCAGAAAUCGAUGCGAAUCGUUCCAAUUAUUCGUCGCAUUUUUACUGAUCACACUGAUUGUGCUGAACGUGAUAUUAUUUUUUAAGUUGUGGACGCUGGAGGGAAAACGAGCGAAUGGCGACGAGGAAUUUCCGGACUUUUCGAAAUUGAAAAAACAGCCAUCGAAUAACGACGACUGGCUAACAUUACUGAAACAUCAAGAAGCACUUCAUUCCACCGAAACAACACAGUGGCAGCAUAUUUUACAGGCGGCCAUCGAUCUAUUGAGAAAGACCGAACAGACUCUGAAUGAAUUGUUGCAUCUGAUAGACUUGCAAGAAGUGCAACAGCAGCAGCAACAUACCGAAAAUUCAGCUUCGUCGACGAUGUCCGGUGCAUUCGUUAAGGAUCUUUGAGAGAUGUUCUUCAGGAUAAUGGUAAAAUGUUUAUAAAAUUCAUCGUUCGAGUGGUUUAAGAACAGUAAUUCUCGUCGUUCGUUUCAUCACAAAACAGCAGAAAAAAUUGGAAAUUUUUCUGUGUUUCGGUUCCUUUACAUUUUAAUCGUUUAUAGUUUGGGUUUAUGAACUGAACCGUUGUUUCAAUCGGUAGGUGUGUUCAAUGUAAUGGUCAUGGACAUUUAUAGUGAUAUUGAAUAGAGUUCUCUGUUUACGUUGUGUUUACGUUAAUUUAAAGUGUAAAAAUUAAGUUUGUUGUUCCAUAGAGCUUUUUCGUUUUUGAUUUUUUUCUUUUCUUUUCAAUUUAUUACUGUGUAAUGUUGUUGUACGAAUAGCGGAAUCAAUUAUUUAUCCAAAGUGAAACAAAAGUUUAUUGUAAUUGAGAGUAACAUUCAUCUGAAAAUUAACUUAAAAUUGUACAAACUACCAAAAUAGGAAAAUAAAAUUAAAAUUGACAAAA